Molecule: messenger RNA, 1287 nt
Organism: Cokeromyces recurvatus
Lineage: Eukaryota; Fungi; Mucoromycota; Mucoromycetes; Mucorales; Mucoraceae
Product: 3',5'-bisphosphate nucleotidase
Exons: 5
Coding region: 195-1199 (334 amino acids)
Biological process (GO): sulfate assimilation; phosphatidylinositol phosphate biosynthetic process
Molecular function (GO): 3'(2'),5'-bisphosphate nucleotidase activity
Source: RefSeq, a predicted model, not a curated record
UUCAAAGAGUAAAUACUAAAAUAUAGAAAGGCCCGAAUAGCGGAGUCUAAACAAUCAUUUAAUACACAUCUCUUCUAUAAAUGAUGCUAUCUGCUAACAAAAUAUCAAUCUAUCUUCUUUCACAGCAAAGACGUUUAUUCUCUGCCAUGUCUGGUAACAAAUAAAAUGCGAUAAAUAAAAAGUAUACAACUUAUAUGAUUCUAGAUUAUUCCAAGGAACGUAGUGUUGCCAUUCAAGCAGUCUUAACCGCCAGUAAAGUCUGUCAAUCUGUCUUUCAACAUCUUGUUGCUAAUGAGACCUUAACAAAAAACGAUAAAUCUCCUGUAACAGUUGCUGACUUUUCUGCUCAAGCUAUUGUCAAUACUUAUCUUACAAAGCAUUUCCCUAAUGAUCCAAUCGUAGGUGAAGAAGAUUCUAAAGAUUUACAAGGUGAUGCUGGUAAGAUCUUGAGGGAAAAAGUCUUUUCUUUAACAAACGGCGUAUUAAAUGAGAAUGAAAAACUUUCUGAACAACAAAUUUUGGAAGCUAUUGAUCGUGGUAAUUAUGCUGGUGGUUCUCAAGGUCGUCAUUGGGCUUUAGAUCCUAUUGAUGGAACUAAAGGUUUCUUACGUGGUGGACAAUAUGCUAUUUGUUUGGCUUUAAUCGUAGAUGGUAUUGUUCAACUUGGCGUUAUUGGCUGUCCUAAUUUACCUGUAGAUCAUAAAACUCCAUCAAGUGAACGUGGGUCAUUAUUUAUUGCUGUUCGUGGAUAUGGUGCAUUUCAGCGUUCAUUUACAAAUGAAAAAGAAACACCUAUUCAUUUUGCUGAUAUUUCAUCUACUAAAGAAGCUAUAUUUUGUGAAUCUGUUGAAGCGGGACAUUCAAGUCAUGAAGAUGCUAUCAAAAUUGCAAAAGAACUAAAUAUAACACGUGAUCCUGUUCGUAUGGAUAGUCAAGCUAAAUAUUGUUCUAUUGCUAGAGGUGAUGCUAAUAUUUAUUUACGUUUACCUGCAAGUAAAACCUAUAUUGAAAAGAUCUGGGAUCAUGCUUCUGGUAAUGUGCUUGUUACUGAAGCUGGAGGUAAAGUAACAGAUAUUUAUGGUAAACCUUUGGAUUUUUCUGUUGGACGUACGUUGGAAAAAAAUAAGGGUGUUAUUGCUUCAAAUGUGUCUAUUCAUGACACUGUUUUAAAAGCAGUUCAAAAAGUUUUAAAUAUUUAAAAUACAUUCAUGAUGUUGAAUCUAGAAUGAAAUACAAAUGAUAAAGACGAUGUCUUUCAAUAAUAAAUCUUCUUGCUGUAUAAUUUUA